This is a messenger RNA of Closterium sp. Yama58-4, 2580 nucleotides long. Lineage: Eukaryota; Viridiplantae; Streptophyta; Zygnematophyceae; Desmidiales; Closteriaceae. The record is from the annotation of a GenBank genome assembly.
AUGGCGGGGAUAACCGGCCCGCUGACCGACCUGCUGCACAAGGACAAGAAUUUCGUGUGGGGGGAGGAAGCAGAGGUGGCUUUCCAGGAGCUCAAGAAUUUUCUCGUUUCCCCUCCUGUGCUGCGCAUCGCCGACCCAUCGAAGCCGUUCGAAGUCGUAACCGACGCCUCUGAUUUCGCCAUCGGAGCAGUGCUUCUCCAGGAUUUCGGGAACGGGCUGCGACCGAUCGCCUACGAAUCACGCAAGCUGCAAGCUGCCGAGCGCAACUACCCGAUCCACGACAAGGAGAUGCUCGCCAUAAUCCACGCGUUUAAACUGUGGCGAUGCUACCUGGUGGGCGCCAACGUCACUGUGCGCACGGACCACAAGUCCCUACAGUACCUGCGAGCUCAACCGAACCUUAACCCGCGACAAAUUCGGUGGCUGGAUUACAUGGAGAGCCACUUCACCUACCGCAUCACGUACAAGAAAGGGGCGAAUAACAUCGCCGACGCCCUGACCAGACCGACCGUACAAUCCGCUGCUGUACUGAUCACCCAUUCGAACCCGCUACUUACAGGACUAUUCACCCACGGCUACACUACGGACCCGUUCUUCACGACAGGAAAUCAUCAGCAGGCCACGACGCAGAAGGGGGAUUAUUACCUAAAAGCCGGCACCGACAGGAUUUGGGUCCCCGCUUACCGGCUACUGCGUGAACUUCUCAUCCAGGAGGUCCACGAUUCGAAUUACUCCGGACACUUCGGGGAGGACAUGGACUUCAACGCCAGCGGCGAGAUGCCUACGGACAUCCCGAUGGGGGGGGACGAGGAGGACGAAGCUACGUACGCUCCGCAGGCGGAGGGAGAGGAGAAGGAUCUGACCAGCGAUGGCGGAGUGAAGAAGCUGAUUGUCAAGGCCGGCGACGGCUGGGACAAGCCCGAGGCUGGAGAUGAGGUGUCAGUUCACUACACCGGAACCCUUUUGGACGGAACCAAGUUCGAUUCCAGUGUCGACAGAGGAGAGCCGUUCAACUUUAAGCUCGGGCAAGGCCAAGUCAUCAAGGGAUGGGACAAGGGAAUCGCAUCCAUGAAGAAAGGCGAGAAGGCCGUGUUUACAAUCAAACCCGAGUACGCUUAUGGCGAGGCUGGGUCUCCGCCGACGAUUCCGCCGAACGCGACGCUGAAAUUCGAGGUGGAGCUGCUGUCGUGGAUCAGCGUGAAGGACAUCUGCGGUGAUGGCGGCGUGUUCAAGAAGAUUCUUGUGGAGGGCAAGAAGUGGGAGACGCCCAAAGACAUGGACAAGGUCACAGUGAAGUACGAGGUGCGGUUACACGACGGCACGGUGGUAACCAAGACUGGCGACAACGGCGAGCAGUUUUACCUCAAGGACGGCCACUUCUGCGCGGCUCUCCCGCGCGCCAUUAAGACGAUGCAUCAGGGGGAGAAGGUUCUGCUCACCGUGAAGCCUCAGUACGGUUUUGGAGAAGCCGGCCGUCCAGAGACUGACGGCCAGCCGGCAAUUCCGCCGAACGAGACGCUGAGCAUCGACCUGGAGCUGGUGGGGUGGAGAAAGGUGGAGAAGGUUACAGAGGACGGGAAGGUCAUGAAGGAGGAGAUCGAAGCUGGGGAGGGUUAUGAACGACCAAACGACGAGUCGGUGGUUAAAGUGCGCUACACUCUACGGCUCACGGACGGGACGGUGGUGGAGGAGAAGGGCAUGGGCGAUGGGGAGGACCCAUUUGAGUUCACCACUGAUGAAGAGCAAGUCGUGCCUGGGCUGGACAAGGCAGUGAUGAAGAUGAAGAAGGGCGAACUCGCCACCAUCACCAUCGCCCCUGAAUACGCCUACGGCUCCGAGGAAAAGACCCUGGAAAAGGGCACGGUCCCGGCUAACUCCACUCUGGUGUAUGAGCUUCGGCUGGUGGAGUUUAUCAAAGAUAAGGAGUCUUGGGAGCUUGGGGAUGAGGAGAAGGUCGCACACGCGGCGAAGAAAAAGGAGGAGGGUAACGUGCUCUUCAAGUCCGGAAAAUACGUCCGGGCAGCGAAGAAAUACUCCAAGGCGCUGAAGCUGAUCGAGUACGACACACAGUUCAAGGACGAGGAGAAGAAGGCGUGCAAAGUGCUGAAGGUCUCGUGCGGGUUGAAUGAGGCGGCAUGUCAGCUGAAGCUGAAGGAUUACCCGGCCGCAGUGAAGCUGACGAGUAAGGUGCUGGAGCUGGAGGGGACGAACGUGAAGGCUCUGUAUCGGCGCGCUCAGGCGUAUAUGGGCACUGAGGACUAUGACCUGGCGGAGUGGGACGUGAAGAAGGCCCUUGACCUCGACCCGGAGAACAGGGACCUGAAGCUCGAGUAUCGGCAGCUGAAGCGCAAGAUUGCAGAGCAGAACCAGAAGGAGAAGAAGAUAUAUGGCAACCUCUUCGCACGCCUGCAUAAACUCGAGGAGAAGGAGGGCGUGAAGCGCGCAGAGGGGACUCCUGCUGCUGCUGCUGCGCCUGCCGAUGGUGCUGCUACGGCUGCAGAGGGGGGAGAUGUGAUGAAAGAAGAUGUGCAGAAGGCUGAUGAAGAUGUGAAGGAGGGUGGAGAGGCUAUGGCAGCUUAG